Molecule: messenger RNA, 1508 nt
Organism: Ylistrum balloti
Lineage: Eukaryota; Metazoa; Mollusca; Bivalvia; Pectinida; Pectinidae
Product: RNA-binding protein lark-like
Exons: 8
Coding region: 437-1126 (229 amino acids)
Cellular component (GO): cytosol
Molecular function (GO): zinc ion binding; mRNA binding
Source: RefSeq, a predicted model, not a curated record
AUUCUUAUGGUUUGCUAGACUCCAGAGGACUCGAUGGGGCUUGGCUUUUGACAACCACUCGGCCAAGAGUGUAUAGGCAAAAAUCCCUUCUAUCAGAUGUAUCGAUCAGGCGAGCAAAUCAUAAAUGCACCAUUCUAAUUGGUCUUGCUUCAAUCAUUGGAAAAUCCUUGGAACUUAAACCGAAGGCUUGGGACCGUUUCAACUCCCAAUUGCCACUGAAUGAGGGAAGACUUACUUCAAAGCCCCUACGUUCUCGCAUUCACCCUAUACCGUGGGCCUGUUUUCGAAGACUUUCAUGUAAUAUGAGAGCCCAUGAUUUGAUGUGGAGGUGGUUUUACUACAGGCCUUUGAUUGUAUCGCAUACUAUAGUUUUACGGCAAUCGGCCAAUCCUGGAAAUGAUGCCCUGUAAUAGCAUGCUAGUAACAACAAGCACAGAUGCCGUUCCCGAAUCAAACAACAACAAAGCUGUAUAUUGGAAACUUGCCAGAGACUUGCAAAAGAAUUGAACUACAAAAAUUAUUUGAACCAUUUGGGCAAGUUGUGGAGUGUGAUAUCGUUAGAAACUAUGGAUUUGUACACUAUGCAAAUGCAGAUGAAGCGAAAACAGCAGCAGAAAAUUUAGAUGGCACAUCCUUUGAAGGAUCAACAUUAAAAGUUGAGGUGUCUCACAGUAAAGUACGACAAAAGCCUGGAAUGGGGGGUAAAGGGGAAUGCUAUAGAUGUGGAAAGGAAGGCCACUGGUCCAGUAACUGCCCAAAAGGACCAACACGUCCAAAAGGUCCCAGGGCUCCACAUGAUCACUACAGAGAUCCCUAUGCAAGGGACGCCUACGAUCCAUACUACAGAGACCGUUACCCUCCUCCACAUCCUCAUGACAGAUACAGACCUUAUGCAGAUCCAUAUGACAGACGGCCACCACCACCAAGGGACCCAUACUACAGAGAAUCCAGAGACCCUUACGCAAGACCUCCACCAGAGUACUACGGCAGACGUUCUCCACCUCCAUCCAGUCGGGAUCCCUACUAUGACUACUAUGACAGAAGAAGCUACCCAUUGCCUCCACCUCCCGGAACGAGUCGUGGCAUGUCGCCGCCAUCACGAAGCCGCGUACCGGCACCUUAUUGAACAUCAGAAUCACAGAAAGCCGCGGAUGAACGGAGAAGCUAACGGAUCGUUAAUCGCAGGGCGGCAUGCACAUCAUGUAGUGAACAGAACAAUCGAGCAAACUGGAAAGACGGACAACAUCAUUUUAAAAAGAACGCUUCUCAAUUUUCCAAAUAAGAGAACUCAUUGUGAACAUGUCUUAUGUAUUUUAUCAUACAAGGAAUCUCGUGCUUUGAGUAUAGGGGUUCUUUUAUCUGUAAUGUUAAUUUAUAUCGUGUGUGAUCAUCGCUAUCGUUCCAUUUAUUUUGCCAUAUCCUUAAUUAUGACAAAAAUGAAAAUCGUGUCAUUCUUCAUACUUCUCAUAGAUAUGUCCAAUUGGAAUAAAAUGCAACAGUGUAGCUUA